UUAGCUACCGGCACCGCUAGUAUCACUAUCAGAGCCUUGUAUCCCUAUAAAACCAUCACUGAGUCCAUAAUUAAAGUACUUCACCAAGAAAAUGGGAUGCAUAUACAAGGACCCAAAUGCCCCAAUCGAAUCCAGAAUCAAAGACCUCCUUUGCCGGAUGACCCUCCAAGAAAAGAUCGGCCAAAUGACCCAGAUCGAACGCAGCGUUGCAACGCUUUCUGCCAUUAAACGCCGCUGUAUAGGAAGUGUGCUGAGUGGUGGUGGAAGCAAUCCAUUUUACAAGGCAAAUUCGGCCGACUGGGCUGAUAUGAUUGAUGGGUUCCAGAAUGCGGCGCUGGAAUCGCGCCUUGGCAUUCCUCUGAUCUACGGUGUCGAUGCGGUUCAUGGCAAUAAUAAUGUUUAUGGUGCCACUAUUUUUCCUCAUAAUAUUGGUGUUGGUGCCACCAGAGAUGCUGAUUUGGUCAGGAGGAUAGGAGAGGUAACUGCUCUUGAAGUCAGGGCAAGCGGGGCUCAUUAUGCCUUUGCACCUUGUGUUGCUAUCAGCAGAGAUCCCAGAUGGGGAAGAUGCUAUGAGAGUUAUAGUGAAGACACUGAAGUUGUCAGAAAGAUGACCUCCCUUGUCACAGGCUUGCAAGGGCAACCACCUGAAGGGCAUCCCAAGGGUUACCCUUUUCUUGCUGGAAGAAAAAAUGUUAUUGCGUGUGCCAAGCAUUUUGUUGGUGAUGGUGGUACUGAUUAUGGUACAAAUGAAGGGGAUACUAUAAUCUCAUAUGAUGAUUUGGAGAGGAUUCACAUGGCACCAUAUCUUGAUUGUAUGUCUCAGGGAGUUUGCACCGUAAUGGCAUCCUACUCUAGCUGGAAUGGAAUUAAACUGCAUGCUCACCAUUUUCUUUUAACAGAGAUCUUGAAAGAUAAGCUGGGAUUCAAGGGCUUUGUGAUUUCAGAUUGGGAAGCACUGGACCGGCUAUGUGUUCCUCGUGGCUCAAAAUACCGGCAGUGCAUUAUGUCUGCUGUCAAUGCAGGAAUUGACAUGGUCAUGGUGCCUUUUAGGUUUGAAUUAUUCUUGGGAGAAUUUCUGUCUCUUGUGGAAUCAGGGGAGAUACCAAUGUCAAGGAUUGAUGAUGCUGUUGAGAGGAUUCUUAGAGUCAAAUUUGUUGCUGGAAUUUUUGAGCAUCCCCUGAGUGAUAGAUCUUUGUUGGAUGUGGUUCGUUGCAAGGUAAAUGUUUCGCCUUCUAUAUGUGCCUUGUGGACAUAUUCUACACAUGUAAUUGCAAUCAUGAACGAAUGAUGCGUUCUCAAACCUUGCCAUGUCGAUCUAGUUAAGAGUUUAUCUCUUUUUAUAACUUCCACUAACUGCAUUCUGCAGGUACUUGUAAUGUCCUGGCCUCUAUGUCCAAGUCAUUAACUUUCAUACUGUCCGCUAUGGGAGAGCCUAAGCCCAUCUCCCAUAGCGGACAAUACAUAAGUUAAUGGCUUGAGUAUAGAGGAUGGAUCGUCACAAUGCUAUUUAAGUUGCUUCUCAUAGUUCGAUCGUUACAAUACUAAAGUUACUUCUCAUAGAUUUAGAAUUUAAUUGACUCAUUAUGUUAGUUUAAUUAAAACUGCAAACCAAAUGGAUAUUGACGCAUAUCAUCUUCCUAGAUUCUUGUAAAUUUUGAUGUGAGAGAACUUUGCCCUGCGGCUUU
This is a messenger RNA of Olea europaea var. sylvestris, 1685 nucleotides long. RefSeq names its product beta-glucosidase BoGH3B-like. The record is from RefSeq and is a predicted model, not a curated record. The transcript has 7 exons. The coding region runs from base 92 to 1288 and encodes 398 amino acids. Gene Ontology annotation, molecular function: beta-glucosidase activity. Lineage: Eukaryota; Viridiplantae; Streptophyta; Magnoliopsida; Lamiales; Oleaceae. Gene Ontology annotation, biological process: glucan catabolic process.